AUGUCUCCGGCAUCAAGAGCCAAGUCCAAGGACAAGAAAUCUGGCAAAGAACCUCAGAAGGCACUAUCAAAGCCUUCAUCAGGCACUGUUAACGGGGGUAGCAGUAGUAGCAUCCCAGCCAGUGCAUAUAAUCCACUGUCUGGAACAUUCCAUACACUUGAAACCGUGCCAACAUCUGCCACCUCUCCCAUACACAACAAUGGCAGAUUCCGCAACAUAGAUGAGACAGAUGAUCAGUUUGGGGGAGCUGGUGGCGUGGAAUAUGAUUCUGUCUCAAACAAUGGAAGCUGGUCUGGUGAUUCAGAAGAUCACCACAAGGAGAAGACCUCCAACACCCCCGCACGCCAGGACGCAACAAUACCUGGUGCUGCCGACAAUGAUAAGAGAGAGAAAAUCCGUCAGAAGAAUGAGAGGAAGCAUCAGCGUCAGAAGGAAAGGCGGGCACAGGAAUUGCACGAGCGGUGCAGUGGCUAUCUCAUGUCAAGGAAGCUCGAAGCACUUGCUCAGCAGCUAGUUGCCAUGGGAUUCUCCCAUGAAAGAGCUACCAUGGCUCUAAUACUUAAUGAAGGUAAAGUAGAGGAAUCUGUAUCAUGGUUGUUUGAAGUUGGUGAAGAUGCAGAUGAUAAACACAGGGAUCAGAAUCUCGGUGGUGGUGGGAAUUUGAAAAUUGAUAUAUCCGAUGAGCUUGCUCGGAUUGCUGAUUUAGAAGUGAGAUACAAGUGCACGAAGCAAGAGGUUGAACGAGCAGUAGUUGGUUCUGAAGGUGACCUCGAUAAAGCUGCAGAGAGUUUAAGGAGGAUGAAGCUCGAUCCUCCUCCUUCACCUCCAAAGCCUGACGAAACUGGUGAUCCCCCAACCAUGGUUAACAGUGGCAAGGGGGGUCCAAUAGCUGUCAGUCAUCAGAAUGCUAUGAGAUCUCAAGUAAGACCUAAUCAUAGUCAACCUUCCAUGGUAGUACAACAGAGACGAGAUGAUAAUAGAGACUUCAACUACACAAAAGCAGCUGUUCCUCCUCCCUUGGGAGGAGGAGGAUCUCCAGAACCUGGGAUGGUGAAGAACUUGCAGCAGCCUUUGAACAGAAUACAACCAUCAAAGUUGGUCUCUGGUGUGGUGGUAUCAGAGAAAAGGUGGACUGGUGUGCCAGCAUCUAAUAGUAACCCAUCUGUUUCUUACUCUCUGUCGUCUCCUUUGCAAGUUUCACCACAGCCACCCAAGGCAGAUACCAGCAGGAGUGAAUAUAACAACAAGAACUUUCACCCUGGUGGAACUACUGUUAGAGAACCUGUUAUCAUGAUGCAGCGACCUCAACCUACUGUAAAUACAAAACAGCUUCCAGCAGUAACAAGCAUGAGCUCAUCUCCUCCACCCGGGUCUGCUAGCCUCAAUUGGUACCCUGCAAAUGGCAUUGAUAUGAUGAAGCCCAGUAAUGGAUUUGUGCCACAGAUUCCAAGCAACCUAAAUCCAAGCCACCUCACUUCCUCUAAUCAAAUGUUCCACAACCAUCAUCAGCAGCAGCAACAACAUUUUAUUCCUGGAAGCAGUCCUCUAGAGACAAGUAGGGGAGGGAAUGGGUUAUGGAGUAAUAGAACAGGGGCAGCUUCAACCCUUGCUGCUGCUUCUAACCUCGGACUCUUCUCUGGCUUCGGUUCAACUGUUUCUUCGGGGGCCUCCUCACCUGUCGAUUGGAGCACUGCAAGCUCGAUGGCACAGUUAGACUACACCAACAUAGACUGGAGUUUGGAUCGGAGUUCGUCUUCUCCAAGGCCUAACACAACAUUCUGUCUCGGGCAAGGGUCGUUAAUGAAUGGUGCCACCCAGGGUUAUGACCCUACAGGGUCGGGUUUGGGUGCAAAGCUAUCGAUGAGAGCAACUCCAAGUAUGAAUGGUGUAGGUGGCUUUGCAGGGCUGCAGGACGGUGGCGGGGUGACCAACCCGGAAACAUCAGCUGGCGGCUCGCAUGAAUGGACGUCUCCAUUUGAGGGGAAAGAUCUGUUUAGCUUACCCAGACAGUUUGUUUCUUCUCCUUCACUGUAG
Linum tenue is the source of this 2034-nucleotide messenger RNA. The record is from the annotation of a GenBank genome assembly. NCBI's taxonomy places the organism in Eukaryota, Viridiplantae, Streptophyta, Magnoliopsida, Malpighiales, Linaceae.